AUGACCACCCAGUUCUGCUCCCCAGCCUUCUCUUCUGGGUCUGUCAAGGGCCUCUGUGGCACAGCAGGUGGCAUCUCUCGGAUGUCCUCCAUCCGCUCUGUGGGCUCCUGCAGGAUCCCUACUUUUUCUGGUGCUAUGGGGUCUGCCUCCUCCACCAGGCUGGGCUUCUCUAGCCUUGGGAGCUGCUUGCCUGCCUCCUGCCUGUCCGCUGGCUGCCACCCCUCUGGCUUUGUUGGGAGCGGGGGGUGGUUCUGCGAGAGCUCCUUCAACGGCAGCGAGAAGGAGACCAUGCAGUUCCUGAAUGACCGCCUGGCCAACUACCUGGAGAAGGUGCGCCAGCUGGAGCGGGAGAACGCGGAGCUGGAGUGCCGCAUCCGGGAGUGGUAUGAGUCUCAGAGCCCGUACAUCUGCCCAGAUUACCAGUCCUACUUCAAGACCAUCGAGGAUCUUCAGCAGAAGAUCCUGCUGACGAAGGCUGAGAAUACCAGGCUGGUUCUGCAAAUUGACAACGCCAAGUUGGCUGCCGAUGACUUCCGGACCAAGUACGAGACGGAGCUGGGCUUGAGGCAGCUGGUGGAGGCCGACACCAGCAGCUUGCGCAGGAUGCUGGAUGAGCUGACCCUGUGCAAGGCUGACCUGGAGAUGCAGGUGGAGUCCCUGAAGGAGGAGCUGCUCUGUCUCAAGAAGAACCAUGAGGAGGAAGUCAAUGCACUCCGUUGCCAGAUCGGGGACCGACUGAAUGUGGAAGUGGAUGCUGCCCCACCAGUGGAUCUCAACAAGAUCCUGGACGAUAUGAGAUGCCAGUAUGAGGCCCUGGUGGAGAAUAACCGUAGAGAUGUGGAGACCUGGUUCAACACCCAGACUGAGGAGCUGAACCAGCAGGUGGUGUCCAGCUCUGAGCAGCUGCAGUGCUGCCAGACGGAGAUCAUCGAGCUGAGACGCACAGUCAAUGCCCUGGAGAUCGAGUUGCAGGCCCAGCACAGCAUGCGGAACUCCCUGGAGUCCACCCUGGCAGAGACGGAGGCCCGCUACAGCUCCCAGCUGGCCCAGAUGCAGUGCCUGAUCAGCAACGUGGAGGCCCAGCUGGCCGAGAUCCGCUGUGACCUGGAACGGCAGAAUCACGAGUACCAGGCCCUCCUGGACGUCAAGGCCCGGCUGGAGUCGGAGAUCGCUACCUACCGCCGGCUGCUGGAGGGAGAAGACUGCAGGCUGCCUGCUCACCCUUGUGCCACGGAAUGCAAGCCCGCCAUGAGAGUUCCUUACGUCGCGAGCAUGCCCUGCACGCUGGCUCCCCAGGUCAGCACCCAGGUCCGCACCAUCACCGAGGAGAUCAGAGAUAGGAAAGUCAUUUCCUCCAGGGAGCACAUGCAGCCUUGCCCAUUGUAA
Rhinolophus ferrumequinum (greater horseshoe bat) is the source of this 1386-nucleotide messenger RNA. RefSeq names its product keratin 36 (gene KRT36). Bases 1 to 1386 code for a protein of 461 amino acids. NCBI's taxonomy places the organism in Eukaryota, Metazoa, Chordata, Mammalia, Chiroptera, Rhinolophidae. The record is from RefSeq and is a predicted model, not a curated record. The transcript is spliced from 7 exons. Gene Ontology annotation, molecular function: structural molecule activity.